Magnolia sinica is the source of this 3285-nucleotide messenger RNA. RefSeq lists its product as uncharacterized. The record is from RefSeq and is a predicted model, not a curated record. The transcript has 17 exons. Lineage: Eukaryota; Viridiplantae; Streptophyta; Magnoliopsida; Magnoliales; Magnoliaceae. The coding region runs from base 415 to 2850 and encodes 811 amino acids. Gene Ontology annotation, molecular function: protein binding.
ACUGACUUAGGUGGGUCCCACCGUCGGAAUUGGCGGUGGGUUCCACUUCACGGAUUUCACACGUGUGCUGCGUGUAUAGGUGCUUGUGGAGAGGGGAUGGCAAGGGUUCUAGGGUGGUUUUAAGCUGCGGAAAGCGGCAGUGAGAAGAGAGGCGUUUGCAGGCGCCAAAAAAACUGAACACUUUCCUCGGAUUUGAAACCCUAAUACCUCAACCGCUCACCAUCGUCGGCCCACGCAACUAUUCGAAGCGAAAUCUCAGCCGUUCAAUCGCCCCUUGGAUUGGAGAAGAUUAUUUGCAAAAUUUUCAGGGACUUCGGAGCCCAAAGACUGAGUUUCCCUUUUUAACCUCCACCUGUGGAACUCAAAGAUUUCAAUUUUUCUUUUAUCUUUUGAUUUCAAGAGAGCACCAGAGCCAUGAUUACAGGCGGGAAAAUCUAUGUUUCUUCUCCUCCAGCAUUCUCCAAUGACAGCAAGAAAUUGCUUUUCUGCACGGGAAAUACUGUCUCAAUCUUCAGUACCUCCACGGGCAUGCAGAUAACAGAAUUGGAGGGUCAUACAGAACAGGUCACUUCUGUUAUUGUCAUGCCAGCUGGUUCCCCUGCAACUAAAAUUCUAUGCUAUUGUUGGACUGCAUCAUUGGAUGGAACAAUUUGUUAUUGGGAUUUUUCUCUGCCUGAAUUGAUAAAGAAGGUGGAAGUUAAUCUUCCAAUACACUCCAUGGUGAUCCCAAAUGUAUCAAGUCUACCAGUUGCAAUCAGUAAUAAGCCAUCCAAUCUUUAUGCAUUUAUUUCGGUUGAAGAUACAGCUAAACCAAAGGGCCUGGAUAAGUUGCGAGGAAUAAUUCGAAUGUGUAACUUAACCAAGUCUUGUCUAGUUGGAGGAGAGUUGGCAGAGACUACAAACCCAGAGUUCAUAGUUGUUAGUAAUACUGGGGAGCUUUUUGGCAUUCGAAAUCAGCGCCGACUUCGCAUAUGGAAGGUCCCUGAUGGAGAUUUUAAUCAUGAUGAGGUGAAAGCGAUAAGAUUGCAUCAUACAAAGAAUUUAACGACUCUUGCAUUUCAUCCAACUGAGAGAAUUGUAGCUGGAGGUGAUGUGACCGGAAGGAUUUUGAUAUGGAGAGGUGUUGGAAAUAGAAAGUUUUCACAAAAUGAACGGCCAUCGAGUGGUGGGAAGGUAAAAAAUGAGGAAGAAAGGCCUGGAGUGAGGUACGUUGAUGAUGCUGAUUCCUGUUCAACCUGGCACUGGCACCCAUCUGAAGUGAAGUUUCUCUCUUUCUCCUCAGAUGGAGCUUAUCUAUACUCAGGUGGGAAGGAAGGAGUUCUUGUGGUUUGGCAGCUUGACACGGGAAAGAAGAAGUUUUUGCCACGUAUAGGAUCCCCGCUUCUAUAUUUUACGCAUUCUACGGAUCCUUCCCUUUCCUCUAUAUCUUGUGCAGAUAAUCAAAUCCAUCUACUAAAAAUGCCUUCAAUGGAAAUUUUGAAGUCCAUAUCUGGGAUCAAGCUUCCUUGUUCAUUUCCAGAGAUUCAUGAAGGCUUAUACAGUGGAUUUGUCUUUGAUCGUGCUUCUGGGUUAGUUGCUCUUCCGACGCAAACCUAUUGCGUACAAUUCUACAGCUUGUUUGACAAUCGUGAGGUUUCACAGGUUCAGGUCUGUGAACGUAAUUAUCAGCCUGUUGAUGAUGUCACGGUAGUUGUCACUCUUGUAGUUCUCUCCUUAGACGGAUCUAAGAUGGGCACUGUUGAAGUUAAACUUCCCGAGGAAGGCAUAGGGGGCCUUAUAAGUCUUAAAUUUUGGGAAUCUGGAUCGGGGAGUGGGGAGUUCACCUUGUCCACAGUCAUUUAUGAGCCUCACAGUGAUGCAGGAAUUUCGGCUUUGGCAUUUCAUCCCGCCCGGAGUAUGGCUGUGAGCUCUUCUUAUGGUUGUGACUUCAAGAUCUGGGGUCAUAGUUAUGACAUUCAACCAACAGAUCAAACAGCUCAGAAAUCUGGUUGGAGAUGCCAAUCUGUUGGUUCAUACAAGAAAAGGCCAAUGACAGCUGCUGCAUUUUCUGGCGAUGGCUCUGUUCUAGCUGUUGCUGCAGAAGAUGUUGUCACUUUGUGGGACCCAGACAAGAAUGUUCUUGUAGCUGUAAUUGGAGAGACUCUCAUGCCAAUCAGAGCACUUUCUUUCAUCGGCAAGUCAGAAUAUCUUGUAUCAGUAUCUCAAGGUUCAAAACCACAGCUUGCAAUUUGGAGCAUGUCAAAACUGUCUAUGUCAUGGUCGUAUAAACUUCUUGCAGAAGCUGUGGCCUGCAAUACAGACAGUUCUCAGUUUGCUGUUCUGGCCCUCAUUCCCAAAUCAUGCAAACAGACUGUAGCUGAUGAAACUGCACAUGGCGGAGAUGGGGUAAUUUUAUUAUUCAAUCCGGAAGAUCCCGUUCCUAUAGCGACUUGGUCUGUGAAGAAGGCAAAGGGAGGUGGGCUUGCAUUCUUGACACCCAAUCCAUCCCCUCAUGAGAGGACAUCUUCUGAGGGACUAGCACCAUCAGCAAUGCUUGUGUAUAUAAAUGGCAAUCAUGAAUACGUCAUCUUCGAUCCAUACAGCAGAGAAGAGCACCAGAUGAGCAUGAUUCGUCGGGAGAAUGAUGGCCCACCAGAAGAAACAGGACAAUUUGGUUAUGCAUCUAUCUACGGUGAACUUCCAGAAUUUGAGGCGAAGAAAGACCAUGUACCACCUGCCCCAUUUGUGCCAUCAGAUAAACCAUGGGAGACUAUAUUCAGUGGAUCAUCACAUGUUCUUCCACCCCUCACCAAACUAUGCUCUGCCUUUUUGGCAUCCUUGCUAGAGAAGAAGCCAAGCAUCCAACAGUAAUUUCUCCACUUCUCAGCAUUCAACCAUGUGAACUGGGAACUGACUCGAUGCAGGGAACUUCCUAUCGGACCCAUUUUGGCAACUUGGGGUCACUGAGAGACGUCUGCUCAUUUGACGCAUGGCUAUGAAUGAGACGGCGAAAUCGAUGAUUUAGAAGGUUUUUUUAUAUUGUUGAAAUGCAGCAACUUGCCAGGAGUUGGGAGUAUCAAGGAGGAAUGAAAUGUAGGGUGGUUUUUGGCUGUUUGGAGUGGCAUGAAACAGGGAUGCGUGGAAUUGGAUUUCAAGCAAUACUUAGAGAAAGGUCGUAUUAUAAAUCAAACCAAGAGAAACAGCUAGAAACAGCUUCCAAAAUUUUGGAAAUUCUACAAUUUUGUUUUUUUCUUAAAUUAUUGUAAUGGCGAAAUAUCAGUUUUUGCAAAGAUUCCACCAUGUCCA